Molecule: messenger RNA, 2727 nt
Organism: Pocillopora damicornis (cauliflower coral)
Lineage: Eukaryota; Metazoa; Cnidaria; Anthozoa; Scleractinia; Pocilloporidae
Product: ubiquitin carboxyl-terminal hydrolase CYLD
Biological process (GO): protein deubiquitination
Molecular function (GO): cysteine-type deubiquitinase activity
Source: RefSeq, a predicted model, not a curated record
UUUCUUUGGACAGAAGAAUCUAAGGAACGUGUACAACCUGCCUCACAUUUAACUUCUCACCAAUCACCAACAUCUGAAGAUGAAGUAAAGCAGUUUGAGCAAGGAAUAAAUAGAACUAAUGGAUCUGUGGUAACAGCCAAAUUUGUCUCAGAGAGAAAGACAAGUGAAAUUGCAGAGGCUAUGGAAGUGGAAAUGGAAAGGGAAAUGACUUCCAAAGACACUUCAGAGGAGCCAUAUGCACACUCACAUGCACCCACUUUGCCUAGAGCUGAUUUGGCAGUUGACAAGGGAACUGGUGGCAACGGCAUUAUGUCAGUUGAUAACCAUUAUGGUUUGGAGGUUGGAUCUAUGGUAGAGGUUCCUAUGGCAGAUGGUGUUCCAAGAUAUGGUGUCAUUCGCUGGAUGGGAAGUAUGCCACAAGUGAAGGAAAAGCUGGUAGCAGGUCUGGAAUUGGAAGUGAAGGAGUCUGCAUGUUCAGAUGGGACUUUUAAUAAAGAAAGAUAUUUCACCUGCCCAGCAGGACGAGGUUUCUUUGUUUUACUGGAGCAUUGCCGACCAGAUUCCCGCUUUGCUAACUCACCAAUCACUGAUGUCAGUCUAAAUGCUGAAAAAGACUUUGGAUCUGAGCCUUCUCCAGAAAUCCCAGGCGUAACCAUGCCUCCCAAAACUCUUGAGGAUAAUCACCGUGGGCAGAUGCGUGGUCUCCAAGGUCACCAUAACUCGUGCUACCUUGAUGCCACACUUUUCAGUAUGUUUGCAUUCACAAGUGUGUUUGACACCUUGCUGCAUCGUGUCAAAAAAGAUGAUGAUUUGGAGGAAUAUGAUAAAGUGCAGAGUGUGCUAAGAAACUUGAUUGUCAAUCCUCUCAGAGUGAAAGGUUUUGUUCGUGCAGAUCGCCUUCUUACACUGAGACAACUUCUUGACCAGCUCAGUUCCACAGCAGGCCUAAUAAAUGAAGAAAAAGACCCAGAAGAAUUUUUAAACUCUCUCCUGCAACAAGUAUUAAAAGCGGACCCAUUUCUUCACUUGAAGCCCCGAGAUGUGCAAGAGAAGAAAGGUGAAGGAGCGUUCUUGUACCAGAUCAUAACUGAUAAGGAUGAGUCGGUGAAAAUUGCUCAGGUUCAAACUAUGUUGGAGCAGUCUUUUAUCUCAGCGGAUCUCAUACUAUCUGAGGUACCAUCGUGUUUGAUUCUUCAGAUGCCUCGGUUUGGUAACAGAUACAAAAUGUACGACAUGAUUCUACCCAAUCUGGAACUUGACGUCACUCACAUCGUCGAAAAUGUUCCCCGCGAAUGUACCAUGUGCGGCUCUGACGUUGCUCAAUAUGAGUGCAAGAAGUGCUAUCAAAAAGGUCUCCUGAAAGACGGACCCGGAAUAGCGAGCUACUGUAAAGGAUGCCAUGAGAAAGUUCACGGUCAUCGAAACCGUCAGGAUCAUAACCCAAAGCCGAUACUUCUACCUCGAGUGUACGGUUACUACAGUGACCAAAAGAAAACAGGCGAAAGGCAGAUAACAUUCCUCAAACAGAAAAUGGAUCUCUUUGCUGUUGUCUGUAUCGAGACUAGUCAUUACGUGGCAUUUGUUAAGUGUGGUAUGGAUGAAAACGCCCCCUGGUGCUUCUUUGACAGUAUGGCGGACAGGAAAGGAGAAAGAAAUGGUUACAAUAUCCCUGCUGUGACGCCUUGUCCUGAAGCGCUGGAAUGGCUCUCCAAAACCCCCGAAGAAAUAAUUGCAGCAAAGGAGAGAGGCGAGAUGCCUGAAAAAGUACGUCGUCUACUAGGAGAUGGAUAUCUGUGUAUGUACCAGAACUUGGACAUGACUAUGUAUAAAUAAAUCAGGAGACAUGCCAGUGGCUACGUCUCCAACACGUUCGAAUUACGUCGUUUAUGCGAGGAUUCACCGCUUCUUAAGUAGGAAGUCAAGUUAACUACACCGCAUGAAAUGCACGUGUGAAAUACUUGGGGAAGUGCCUCUCACUAGGUUAUGUAUUAGUAUUUGGGAGAGAAAUGUAUAUAAGGAAAAAUUAAAAAAGUGAUUUUUUUCAGGCGUAUACCUAUAAUUUGUAAACUUAUUUUUUAGCCUCGCUCGCAUUUCUGUUAUGCGUCAUGAGCAAAGUUCAUUGACACUAAAAUGAUGGAAAAAUUGAUAGUUGUAUGUAAAGCAGAAGAGAAUCAUUCAAAAUGAAAAACCAAAAUUGAGAGCGAUUUAUCCAUCACUUAGAAAGUAAGCAAAAUCAAAAUCUUGUCAUGUUAAGUACAUAGAACUUAACUGCUUUAAGUUUCAUUUCACUUAAGUCGAAUACAAUACGAACAGUAGAAUUUGUACAGUUACAGUGAACUCAAAGAUUGAUAGACAUAAAUUUUGUAAGCUUGUGAUGUCUAACGAAACUAUGUUAAGAGUGAAAGGGUUUUGUAGACGCGUAAAAAUUAUACUGUGCAGGUAGAGGUUUACGCGACGGGGAGGGGGGGAGGGGUGAAACGGGUUGAAGGAUGGGAGGUUAAAAUGUGGACAACUUUACAUGGAGUAUAAGUGCUCAGUUAGUUUAGUCUAGGCUCCUAAAAGAGUAUAGUUAAUUCAAUUUUUACGAAAACUUCUGUAGCGUUUGGUUCAAUUCCUUGAUAUAUGGUUAGCUUUUGUUAUAAUCCGCGUUUGGGUAGUACUCUUGUACUUCCAUUUGUAUUCAGAAAAAAUUCAGAAACAUUAAAUAAAUUUAUUUGCAUUACUUUA